AUGCCGCCCGUCGAACGCGAUGCGAUAUCAACUCGAUUACUUUCAAUGGAACUUCUUGUUCGAAUUCACACACAUCCGUUCGACUUAUCAGUCUGCCUCUACCCCUUGGUCUUCCAAGUCUGCAGUCAACUAAUAUUCGCCUCGAUACUGGUUCACAUGCGAGGUAAAUACCCAUUCCGCAUUUCGUCGACCGAAAAAGGUGCCUUGGCCCGUCCGGGGAUUUAUACCAUCGUGGAAGACGUUGUCGCGGUCGACGGUGGUGAGGAGCUGAAGUUUCGACAGAUUUUAGACGCUCGCUAUUGUUCAAAUAGGCCGAUCCAAAUCUUACUGCAACGUCUUGGCUGGGCCUGGGGGUUCUCCGGACUAGCGGUGGCUAUUGCACUCUUAGUCCUGAUCGGUAUGGUGCCUAACAUGGAAGCGUCGUUCGUCAUUGGCUGGAUCAUACCAUGGGCGUGGGCAGCAGUCCUUUCCUUGCUCACACGCUCAAUGACCAAGGCAGCUCUCGCAUGUGAGGAGAGCGCUCCGAUCACCUAA
Messenger RNA from Aspergillus alliaceus, 534 nucleotides. RefSeq lists its product as uncharacterized. The transcript has 4 exons. The coding region runs from base 1 to 534 and encodes 177 amino acids. The record is from RefSeq and is a predicted model, not a curated record. NCBI's taxonomy places the organism in Eukaryota, Fungi, Ascomycota, Eurotiomycetes, Eurotiales, Aspergillaceae.